Suillus fuscotomentosus is the source of this 687-nucleotide messenger RNA. RefSeq lists its product as uncharacterized. The transcript has 3 exons. The annotation marks the transcript as partial. Gene Ontology annotation, molecular function: nucleic acid binding. Lineage: Eukaryota; Fungi; Basidiomycota; Agaricomycetes; Boletales; Suillaceae. The record is from RefSeq and is a predicted model, not a curated record.
AAAAUUAGUGCUGAUCUCAAAGAAUGUGCGCUAAACCUCUGGAACACAGGCUGGGACAUCAAGGAUGUUUGCGAUGCUCUGGGAAUCUCCCGCGCUAGCAUUUACCGCUGGGAAGCAAUUUUUGCAGAGUAUGGCGCUGUCAACCGUCCCCCUUUGCCAAUACGUGGCCAGCAGCUUCGUAUCCUCACCCGUGCUCUCAUGACAGCCUGUGAGGCCUUGUUUGCCGAAGAAUCAGACCUCUACCUCGACGAAGUUGUGACAUGGCUUGCUUUGACACAUGACAUCAGCAUUUCUGUCUCUACACUUUGCUGCAACCUCAAGGAAGCAGGACUCACACGGAAAUUACUCCACAAACUUGCUGCAGAAAGGGACAAGGAACGCCAUGAAGUGAGCAAGAAUGAGAUAACGUGGGCUCGCCAGUAUGGCAGAGCAAUGGCAGGUCGACGUGCAGCAUUGACAGAUGUCUUUGUCCGUGGAGAUCACUACUCACUCGUUGCAGCAAUUACAACAGAAGGCUAUAUAGCAGCUCACGCAGUUGAAGGCUCAUUCGAUAGCCAAAGCUUUUAUGAGUUUAUUGCAACAAAAGUGCUUCCAUAUAUGAACCCCUUCCCUGCAGAGAGGUCUGUGCUCGUGCUCGAUAACUGCCGCAUACACCACAAUGAAGAACUCUAUGACCUUGUCCGUGAU